This is a messenger RNA of Astyanax mexicanus (Mexican tetra), 2343 nucleotides long. It is a transcript of the gene hnrnph1, whose product is annotated as heterogeneous nuclear ribonucleoprotein H1. The coding region runs from base 242 to 1471 and encodes 409 amino acids. The transcript has 11 exons. Gene Ontology annotation, biological process: regulation of RNA splicing. The record is from RefSeq and is a predicted model, not a curated record. Gene Ontology annotation, cellular component: ribonucleoprotein complex; nucleoplasm. Gene Ontology annotation, molecular function: RNA binding. Lineage: Eukaryota; Metazoa; Chordata; Actinopteri; Characiformes; Acestrorhamphidae.
CAACAGACAGCAGGGGGCUGUGCUGCACUCUCACCCCGCGACCAACACAAAGAAACGGGCUUCAUCACACCACCUCUUUUCCCAUUUUACAGCUUAUUGCUCUUGAGUUAUUUAACUUCAGUAUAAAAACUACACAUUUUAAAGGUCUUAGAGGUUAACCGACUGAUUUAAAGAGUCUCUAAUCCUCUUAAUUUGUGGAGUUUUGUCGACUGGUGGAUACACACGAAUCUCUAUAUUGAACAUGGCAGAUGGAGAAGGUUUUGUGGUGCGUGUGAGGGGUCUGCCGUGGUCUUGCUCUGCAGAUGAAGUGCAGAGGUUCUUCUCAGAAUGCAAAAUUGCUAACAACGGCACGAGCAUACACUUCACAUACACCAGGGAAGGACGGCCAAGUGGAGAAGCGUUUGUGGAAUUUGAAGGUGAGGACGACCUGAAAAUUGCUGUCAAGAAGGACCGUGAGACCAUGGGACACCGAUAUGUAGAAGUGUUCAAGUCCAACAAUGUGGAGAUGGACUGGGUUUUGAAGCACACUGGUCCCAACUGCCCGGACACAGCAGGGGAUGGCCUUGUUAGGCUUCGUGGUCUGCCCUUCGGCUGCAGCAAAGAGGAGAUUGUACAGUUUUUUGCAGGGUUGGAAAUCGUGCCAAAUGGGAUAACAUUGCCGGUGGACUUCCAGGGGAGGAGUACGGGGGAGGCCUUCGUGCAGUUUGCUUCACAGGAUAUAGCUGAAAAGGCUCUAAAGAAACACAAGGAAAGAAUAGGGCACAGGUAUAUAGAGAUAUUCAAGAGCAGCCGUGCCGAGGUGCGCACCCACUACGAGCCCCAGAGAAAGGUGAUGGGCAUGCAGAGACCAGGCCCCUACGACCGGCCGGGUGGCGGCCGUGGCUAUAACAGCAUGGGCCGUGGGGUCUCGUUUGAGCGUGUGCGACGUGGCGGAUAUGGAGGAGAAGGCCGUUAUGGGGAUGGAGGUUCCUCGUUCCAGAGCACAACUGGGCACUGUGUGCACAUGAGAGGCCUUCCCUACAGAGCCACAGAGACUGACAUAUACAACUUCUUCUCUCCACUGAACCCGGUGCGUGUACACAUGGAAAUCGGCCCUGAUGGGAGAGUGACUGGUGAAGCUGAUGUGGAGUUUGCUACACAUGAAGAUGCUGUGGCUGCCAUGUCAAAGGACAAAGCCAAUAUGCAGCAUCGCUAUGUUGAGCUGUUCCUGAACUCUACAGCAGGAGGUGGAAGCGGUGGAUACGGAGGUCAGAUGAUGGGAGCAAUGGGGAACCAGUCAUCCUAUGGGCACAGCAGUCAGCAGAUGAGCUCCGGAUACAGCGGAGGCUACAGCAACCAGAGCAGCAUGGGAGGAUACAGUGAUUACAGUAAUCAGGGCGGAAUGGGCAGCAGUUACUAUGGUGGGGGCAGCCGUGGCUCGAUGGGGAUGAAUGGACUGAACAGCAGCAUGGGCGGAGGCUGGGGCAUGUAGCUUCUGCCACUGUGGAUUUCAGUCUGUGUGAUUGAUGAGUGACUGGUGACCAGCGUGAUUCCCGUUUGUUUGUGUGUAGUUUCCAGUUGUUUUCCUUUUGAUUUUGAGCUUUUUAUUGUUAUUGUUCUCCUAUUUUACCUUAUAUGGAGGAUCAUUUGGACUUUUUCUUUUGUUAGUUGUUUUUCUUUCAGGGCGUCUUUUACAACUUCUCAAAUCUCUGGAGGUAUUGUGUACAUUUAUGCUAAAAAAGGUGCCUGUAAAGUAGUUUAAAUGUUUUUAUAUGCACAAAUGAUCUUUUUGAAGAGUUCUGUUUUGUUUUUUUGGGAUGCUGAAGCUCUGUACUGUUCUGAAGCACGUCUGCUGGAGCACACAGGGAGGUGUAGCUAUAGCUUAAGAUGCAUGUGAUAAUUGUUUUGAUAGCUCGCUCUUCUCCCUCUGCUGUUUUUGAUUACAUUUAUUUUUUGUGAUGUGCUGCACAGAAUGAGUUCGCAUUUUCGUUUUCUGACAUGGACUGAUUUCUUUUGCUGGAGCAGUGUUUAUUAAAAUGUACAAUUCUAUAAAAACAAAGUCCAUACAUUUUAAACAUGAUUGCAAAUUUCUAAACAGUGCAUCGAGAGAGAAAACAUUAUACAUUCUAAAAUAGGCUUUUGUACUUACAGAGCAUUUGUUUAAAAAGUUAUUUGUGUUAUAAAAGAUUUUCUUCUUUUGAGUAGCGUAAGUGUGCGAACAAGUGAAUGCCAGAACAGCCUGGAAAGAGUUACAUUCAUCUCCAUAUCACACUUUUCUCUUUCUUUACUAAUCAUUGUGUCUCUGUUUUGACAUUUUUGUGUCCCAAGGACAAAUAAAAGAAUGAAUGCUUUUGUUUAAACUUC